Molecule: messenger RNA, 6001 nt
Organism: Oreochromis niloticus (Nile tilapia)
Lineage: Eukaryota; Metazoa; Chordata; Actinopteri; Cichliformes; Cichlidae
Product: alpha-N-acetylgalactosaminide alpha-2,6-sialyltransferase 1
Exons: 12
Coding region: 3991-5235 (414 amino acids)
Biological process (GO): oligosaccharide biosynthetic process
Molecular function (GO): alpha-N-acetylgalactosaminide alpha-2,6-sialyltransferase activity
Source: RefSeq, a predicted model, not a curated record
UUAUCAGUAAAGAUUGUCAGUGGUUAACACAUCUGCCUCACAUGCAAAAGUUCCUCGGGAGGUGUGACACCCCCAGCCUCAGCUAGAUGGAAGUGUUGCAUCCAUCAUAUAAUCUGUCACAAAUCAAAGACACUGAUCUAUCAAUCUGACAACUCAAAGUAUUUAUAUCAACAAACAGUUUUGAUUUAAGAUACUUCAUAACAAUCUGAUGUUUGUUUUGUUUUUUUGUGUAUGACAAUCAUCACUGUGUAGUACUUUUUAAUUGUUAGCUAAUAUCUAUCUACAAUAGCAAUGCUUUCACUGUCUUGAAAGCAUUGCUGAACCUGUGGAAAUAUGCUAAAAUGAAUUGUUGGGAAGGCUGGGGCUGCAUACUGACACUUCCUCAGAGGAUAAAUACAGCAGUCGAUGACCUUCAAAGCUGGCUGCAUGUUACAGAUAAAGAAUUGGGCCCAAAAACAUGUUCUGUGGAUUUGCCUAUAAGCAGCUGACAAAUAACUGAGCCACUAUAAGCACUCCCAGAGAAGCAGGAGUUGGUGGUCUUGUAGCAAAUAAAUGAUUUAAACUUCCUUUGAUGUACAUAAUUUUGAAUUUAUAUCAAAACAGAAAACAUUAAAUAUCUGUUUAUAUCAAUGUUAAUGUGUUUAAUUAUGCACUCUGAGGUGGAUUUGUGUGUGUAAAACGUAGGCUCCAUAAUUGAUCCCAGUAGUUGUUGAUGGGGCGCUUAUAAUUGUAAAACCGUACCGAUUAUAAUGCUUCAUGUAAGCCAAGAUGGGCAUGAAAAGUUAAAGUGGAGAAACUGGUAAAUUUAAUGUCAAGAUUUUAAUUUGCAACUACAGUUUUGGUGGAGAAUUUGUCAUUUCUAGCAAAAAAGUUUAUCAAACGGGAGACUGUACACUGGGGCUCAGGGUAGUAUAAAACUAUUAUUUACCAUCAUUUAAAUUAGCAACAGCUAUGUUUGUAAGUUGAUCCUAAGUCUGUAUAUUAUUUAUUUCAAAAAAGCCAAACUUAAGAGUUGCAGAUGCACACUGUAGCUUGUUUGUCAUAGGAGGGAUUGAUGAUAGAUGGUUUUUUUCUUCCAGGUCUGAAAUGUAAAAGUGCUCAAAUGGCUUAAAUUUGCAUUCCCAGUAAUGGCCGGGGGGGGGCAACUUGAACAGUAUCAAAAGGAGGUUGUAUAGAAUUAUUUAUAUAGAAUGUAUUUGGCUCCCUUUGUCUAUAACCUUAGAAACACUGUCUUAAUGAGUUUAUGAUCUCAUUUUAUUGGUGGGUUUGGACCCUUUUUGGGGUCUAUAGUGCAGAUUCAAACACACUUCACCAGAAACAUUAACAAAGAAGAGAGGACUCUGUUCUGAUAACAUAGGGUUAUUGACAUAAAGUGUUGGUGAUGUAUACUUGUUUGUUUUGGGGUUUUUUUGUUGUUGUUGGUUUUUUUUGCCCUUUAAAAAAAACUGUCCUGUCCAGUAGUUUUAGCAUGUAGAAUCAUGGUCUGAAUGCUUCGUUGUCCCAAACACAUUUGCUUUCCCAAGCCGACCCCUGACAGAGCAAUAGAAAAAGAAAAAGGGACAUGAGGAAAGAGAGAGAGGGUAAAUGUGUUUUCUAAAUAGUGAAAGUUUAGUUGAACUUUAGCCGCUGUGCAGUGUAACGUAGAUUUGAGUGACCAGUGGAAAUGAAGCUUACAGUUAUGCUAAGUUCAGUCACACAAUAAACGAAAUCAUGGAAGAAAAGUUGAUUCUGGUCAUAUCAAGCUCAAAACUAUUCAAGUAAAGUACAGAUACCUGCUACUUGAGUACAGUAACGAAGUACAAAUACUUCAUUACUUCUCACCUCUAUAAACAAUACACUGUCAGUGCAGAGAAUGGAAAUCAGCCAGGCAACAGGAAAAAGAGAUGUAUAUAUUUUCAAAUUCAGAACAUUUAUUAGAAUUAAAAUUUAGACUAAAAUAAAGUUUGUACUCCCAUUUACUAAUAUUAUUGUAUUAUUACAUUAAUAUGGCACAGUUCAGUUAGCUUUGCAUAAAAACACCUGGUAAAAAAAUGUACUUUGAGUACAUUUCAGACCUUUUCUUUUUUUCUAACUUUUACUUGAGAAAAGAAGCUGAAUCAGUACUUCAGCGUUUACCGGAGUAUUUUUUUAACACUAGUACUUGUACUUCUACUUAAGUACAGGAUACUCUGGCCACCUCUACAGUCUAUCCAUCCAUCUCAUGUAGUUCGCUCUUGGUUCACCUUCCACUUUAAUCCGUGAUGCAGACUACUUGGAAGGUGCACACUCAGGUGAGAACACCUAAUGUAUAAACUGUCGGUAAACCCGGCUUGACUUCAUCAGCCUGCACCUUAGGGACACGGGCUCUGUCACAAACCAUUUUAGUCUCUCGCUUUGUGCGCUAGGACCGCCGCUGAUGCGAUUAACGGCACAGACGGGCGGCGAGCCGACACCCAGCACGUUGCAGAGGGCCGUGCAUGCCCACCUGACAAGCACGACAGCCUGGGGAUAUAACCGCAGGGAUAUUCGGCUCACAUGGGGCGAGGGGCGGAACCAGAGGAUGUGACGUCCAGCUCGGAGAGGAGAUUGUACCAUAUCCCGUAAACGCUGCUCGUUAACGUUGAUGUUUGGUGGGGAUUACUGCAAGCAGCGGGAUGGCCGAAUGAGCGCAUACAGUGGGCUAAGGUGAACGGAAAGCGGAGCAGCAGCAUUUAAGAGUCACGACACGGGGCCAAAGCACGCCUACAAUGGAUAUAACCUUUGUAUUAUUUGCUAUUAUUUCUACGCUUCUCGCCAUUGUGGUCGCAACGUCGCUUUUUAACGGCUCUUCGCCUGCAGCAGACUUUGCAAAUGCGCGGAGUUAUUUCGGACACAGAGAUGGUGUGGCCGGAGGAUUAGAUCAAUCCGGGCCGAAGCAGAAUGGCCAUGUACCCGAUAAGAAGAAGAAGAAGAAGGAGGCGGACGACUGGUGUGAAAUCAGCGGGAGCUCACACGAUCACUGGGAUGUAGUGAAAUCUGUGCUUUCUGAGGAAGCACACUCCCACCCUCAAUCCGAAGAACUGGAAACCCCGGCUGAUGGGUCCAGGCCUGGAUCUCGGAAUACAGUCUUAGAGGUAGAGUCAUCAUCCGAUGCUUCAUCAGGGACAGGCCGAAGGUCGCUCAUUGGGCUUUCUGAUACGGAGCUCCUAAAGUGUGCUUUUUCUUACCCCCAAACUGAAGGAGCAUCAGAGAGAGCGGGGAUGAAUGCAGAAAAGGUGGAAUCAAAUGCAAAUAAUUCCUUGAAGUACGUCCCAGGAAAGGCACGAUCCCACCACUUGGAAAAGAUGAUGACCAAAGAGGAGCUGGAGGAGGAGCAGAGGGUGCAGCAUGAGCAACUGGCUGCAAUCUUCCAGCUACUUAAAGAAAACAAGGAGACUUUUGGGGAGGUGUCAGAGGGAGACAUAGAGGAGCAGCUCCAACUCUACUCCAUCUGAGACCCCUGUUGUGUCAUAGAUGCUCACUAUGACCGUUUAUUCUUAAAAACUACUAAAAAACGUCUCCAUUACACCAAAGGAACUUUUUUGCAGUAUUCAACGUGGCUGGACAGUGCUCUCCCAAUUUUCUGAUUUAUUGUGUUUUACUGCUUUGUUUUUGUUGUUCUGACCACCUGUCAUCCACAUGAAGGGAAAACCAAACUAGACUGGAUCAAUUCUCACACUGAGCAGGUUAAUAUAUGAAUGAAUCUUAAAAAAAAUUAAAGGAAUUCUGUUUAUUUUACUUUUAAAAUAUAUUUCAGAUAUAAGUGAUAUAAACCCUGAGUUAUGUUUGUUUCUGAAGUUGGUUGUGUAAUAAAACACAUUGCUGUUAAUACCUGUCUGUGUGGCUUUGUGUGUCUGAAUACAUUUGUUUGCUUAUCUGUCUGCAAACUGUGGUGUAGCCCAGCCCAUUCACAUCAGUGAGAACGUGUCAAAUUUAGAAGGAAGUGCAAACAUACAUGUGUUUAAUUGAACAGCAAGCCUUCACUCGACAGCAAUGGCAUCCCAAAUCUCCAGGAUAUUUUUAUUGCUCCUUGUAAUGACAGUUAGUUUGGUGGUUUUCAUUCUAUCCCAGGAAUCUUUAUUAAAAAGUUGGACAGUUUUCUCUGGAAAGCAUGAACUCAGAUGGGAAAACGUUUUCUUUGAUAUUAACCUCUGGGGACAGGAAGAAAAAACAGCUGUGGCUGAGACUCCAAUACCUCUCCUCUACAGAGGAAAUUUCACAAAGCUUCCUCAGUGGGAUUUUGAUGAUGUCUAUAACCAGGAUGCCCCACCUAGACCAACAACAUGUGCCCACUCACUGCGAAACUCUCAGGAUGAGAACUUCAAGAAGGCUUUUCUUCCCAACAUACGUUUGUUUCUGCACAAGGACAACAUUAACAUGAGCGAGUGGAAUCGCCUUUCACAUUUUAACAAUCCUUUUGGGUUUAUGGACUACAAAUAUGAUGAAGUGAUGGCUUCAGUGAAGCUAAUUCCAAAGCCAAAAGAGCCACUGCUCCUCCCAAAACCAGGAGGCGAUGGCUGUGUUCACUGUGCUGUGGUGGGUACGGCAGGAAUUCUGAACGGCUCAAAAGUGGGUGCAGAGAUCGAUGCUCAUGAUUACGUUUUUCGGAUGAACGGUGCCGUUACCAAAGGUUAUGAGGAAGAUGUAGGAAAUAGAACAUCAGUGUAUGUUCAUACAGAGCACUCCAUCACUGCAUCACCUUAUUUUUUUGGGAAGUAUGGAUACAAAUCUGCCCCUCAUGAUGAGGGAAUAAAAUAUGUGCUGAUUCCUGAGGCAAUGAGAGAUUUCCGAUGGCUCGAGGGUCUUUUCAAAGGACACGAGGGCUUUAGUGGCCCACACCACAAGAAAUGGCCAGGGACCUACUAUUCAGGGCAGUACAAUGAGAGCCGAUUCUACGUUCUCCACCAGGACUUCCUCCGAUAUGUGAGGAACAGGUUCCUAAAGUCACCUAAUCUGAAUAAAAGAUUCUGGGCAAUAGUCAGACCAACCAAUGGAGCAUUCGCUCUCUUCCUGGCUUUGCAUACUUGUGACACAGUGGAUGCAUAUGGAUUCAUGACUGAUGAGUACAUGAAAUACUCCAACUACUAUGUUCAGAAAUACAUUAAAACUAAAGUAAUUUUCUAUUCCAACCAUGACUACAUUUUGGAGAAGAAUACAUGGAAAGACCUUCACAACAGAAAAAUAAUAAAGCUGUAUCAAAGAACGGAGCCAGAAUCAGGGACUGAAAAGCCAAAGUAACACUGAGUCCACCCGCAAGGAUAAAACCUACACCACUGAUGAUAUUCAAGAGCCAUGUCAGCAAGCACAGCAAGAAGGUCCUUUGUUCACAUCCACCACAUAACUGGAGGCUUUCUUUGUGGAGUUUGCAUGUUCUCUCUGUGUCUGUGUGGGUUCUCUCUGGGUAAUUCAGCUUCCAUUGAUUGUCCAUUAAGACAUGCACUUAGUGGGGUUAGGUUAAUUGGUGAUGGUAUAUUGGCCAUAGGUGUGAAUGUGAGUGUCAAUGGUUUCGUGUCUCUCUCUGCAAUAAACUGGUGAGCUAUCCAAGGUCUGCUACGCCUCUUGCCCUGUGACUGCUUACUUGUGUGUCUUGUCUCUGUGGUUUUUUUUUAACCUUUCUGUGUCCUCAUUUUUGCCCCCACAUCUGUCGUGUCUUUCAUUGUCUUGUCUGUGUCCCAAUUCUGUCAAGUUAAUCUAUUUUAGUCUCAGUGUUAGUCACCUCCUGUUUUGUUUUGUUAGUCUCUAGUUUUAUGUGUGUUAUGUUCGGUUUUGCUUCUUCUUGUCUAGUUACUCAAAUUCUAUUCAGCUGUGUUCCCUGGUGUUUCUCAUCUCCCUAAUUACCUGGUCUGUAUGCAUUGUCCUUUCUUCUUUAUUGUGUUCACCUUUAACCUGUGUGUUCCACUUUGUGGGUUUGCUGUAUGAUACUUUUCAUUUAGAUAAUUUGCACUUGGCUCAUAUUUUCUUAUUUUUAUGAGCUUUCAACAAUAAAGCUGUUUUUCAGUUUUAA